AUGGCGAAUUCAAUCAGUGAGCAUGUAGAAAACUUGUUAGAUUCUGAUCAAAAUUUUGAAGAAUCAGAAGAGUCUGAAUAUUCGGAUAACUAUGAAGUCCAAAGCACAACUACAACAGUGGGUCAAGCAGGCGUUUCAGAUUUAAACGAUACUGGCGCUGUGAAUGCAAGCAUCAAUGCUUCUUCAGACCAUUACCUAUUAUCUUUGGCAAUAAAAUGUAAAACAGGCAAGGAAUCUUUAUCAGAUAAUACGGAACAGCAUCUGAAGGAAACUCAAAUAAAAUCUGCCAACAAUAAUGGUUCUGGACAUCCGAAUUACGGAUUUGGAAAGCGGUGGUCAAAAUCGGAAGAUGUUUUGCUCAAAGCGUUAGUUGAGCAACAUGGCGAACGUUGGGAGAUUAUUGGGCCACACUUUAAAGACCGACUUGAGCAGCAGGUGCAGCAACGUUGGGCCAAGGUCUUGAAUCCAGAACUAAUUAAAGGGCCAUGGACACGUGACGAAGACGAAAAGGUUAUUGAGCUCGUGCGAAGUUUCGGACCCAAAAAAUGGACUUUGAUUGCUCGAUAUCUAAAUGGACGAAUUGGCAAGCAAUGUCGAGAACGAUGGCACAAUCAUCUUAAUCCGAAUAUAAAGAAAACAGCUUGGACUGAAGAGGAAGAUACGAUUAUUUAUCAAGCUCACAUUCAACUAGGAAACCAAUGGGCCAAAAUUGCAAAACUUCUGCCUGGACGCACUGAUAAUGCAAUAAAAAAUCACUGGAACUCGACAAUGCGACGUAAAUAUGAUGCCCAGCGCAGAUCGGUUAAUGCUACUGGAAGUGAUUUAAAAAGCUCUCGAACACAUCUAAUUACAUUAAUCAAAUCUGGUGGUAUCAGUAAAAUGCAAUCUCAAUUGCUACAUAACAGACUUUCACCAAAAAUAGAAAAUAAAUCUCAAUCUAUAGAUAAUGGAAUCAUGUGUAACAGAAAUAGAACAGCUGAGCUUAGCGAGAUGGUGGAUUCUGCUGGAACUGAGCCGCUUAUUCGCUACUCAGCUAUUAACAUGCAACAUCCAGUUGGUAAAUGUCUAACAAUUCCCCUACAGCGACAAACACCGAAUAUCUUGAAACGGUCUCGUAAACACAUUCCCGAAUCGAAUAUACUAGCUGGUCCAUUGAUUGAUUUUUCCUUUGAUGAAGACAAGCCUAGACAGCCGGAUUCACCCGUUAUAACUCCCAUAAAAGCAUUACCGUUCUCCCCCAGCCGAUUUCUCAAAUCUCCAUGUCUAACAACAUUUGAAGACAUGAAUUUGCGCGCAAGCACGCCUGUCAUUAAGGUAUACAAUGCUUUGGGAAUAGAGGUCAAGAAAGAAUUGGAAACAGGCUCUAUUGAAACGCCACAUAAGAGUAAAAUAGGCCCACGAACACCCACUCCGUUUAAAAAUGCUCUUGCUGAAAUUGGCAAGAAACGUGAUGGUCGACGAUACGAGCCGUCUAGCCCGUCUAGCCUUGCCGAAGACCUGGCAGAAAUAAUUCAUGAAGAACAACUAAACGAUUCAGAAAUUGUACAAACUGUGCAAAACAACAAAAGAGUUAGUGGUGGCAAUAUAAAAAAAAAUGUACAAAAUAGUUCGCCUAGUAUUGAAACCGAAAAAGUAAGGGCAACACAGUCACCACCUCCAAAACGUGCAAGGAAAUCUUUACUUUCCACGUGGACCGCCAACCAUCUGCCAAAUGGUGGAUUUACUAAAAAGAUCCAACCGUUCGAAACUGAGACGCCUAGCAAAUUCCUUACAUCUCCAAGUAGUAUUAUGAAGGAUACGCUUUGUAGUGAACAAGAUCUUCCUUUCGAUGAAGGCAGGAAGGAGAACAGACCAUACAUCAGUCGUAGUAAAUAUAAGACCUCUGGUCUGUCAUCGUAUGAUCAUAUCAUCGAUCCAAAAUGGGCUCGAGUAGCGUGUGGCAAAACCAAAGAUCAACUAUUUAUGGAGGAACAAGCGUACGCAUGUCUUAAAAAUCUUUCGUGUGUCCCACGCUCACUUAACUUUGAAAAACAAAAGUGAAUCACAAAUCUAAUGAAUCAGUUCAAUUUUUUUUUUAUAUUAAGGGAAUAAGAUUUAUAAAUAGUGUAUCGUGAAAAGGGUUGCGCUAAAAUAUUUAUUUAAGGGCGCCUGUAUUUCAAAAUUCUUUUUAUUGAUAGCAAAGUAAUUUUCCUUUGUUUUCUAAAAUUAAUUUCGCACUAUUAAAAUAAAUUUUUUGAAU
Messenger RNA from Drosophila obscura, 2239 nucleotides. It is a transcript of the gene Myb, whose product is annotated as myb protein. Bases 1 to 2040 code for a protein of 679 amino acids. Gene Ontology annotation, cellular component: nucleus. Gene Ontology annotation, molecular function: DNA-binding transcription factor activity, RNA polymerase II-specific; RNA polymerase II cis-regulatory region sequence-specific DNA binding. The record is from RefSeq and is a predicted model, not a curated record. Gene Ontology annotation, biological process: regulation of DNA-templated transcription. Lineage: Eukaryota; Metazoa; Arthropoda; Insecta; Diptera; Drosophilidae. The transcript has 2 exons.